Molecule: messenger RNA, 2061 nt
Organism: Sinocyclocheilus rhinocerous
Lineage: Eukaryota; Metazoa; Chordata; Actinopteri; Cypriniformes; Cyprinidae
Exons: 7
Coding region: 7-1299 (430 amino acids)
Source: RefSeq, a predicted model, not a curated record
GGUUCAAUGAACAAGAAGAUUGUGCACUUGGUUGAUAUUGAUAUCUGCAACGCCAAGAGCAUUCUUCGAUGGGAAAAACCGACUCCUGGGCCUCAUGCCGUUCUUCUUGCAUUUACUUUACACGAUGACAAAUUCACGGACCAAACCAAAGAGAUUCUUGAAAAUUUGGAGUUUCUUGGAGAGAAAUUCUGGAAUCAUGUCGUCGUAGUAUGUUGUAGCUCAGAUGCAGUUGUAGCUCAGAGAAGCAUAUUGGAGUGGCUUCUUGAAAAAUGUGGACACAAAUGCUACAUUUGUGGCUCUGCACCAGAAACUACAGAGAGGAGGGAGCUUUCAGACAGGAUACAGAUGAUGAUCAGGAGUAAUAAUUCAAUGCAUCUGGUAUUACCAGACAUUUCAGAUGGAGAUUCUCAAUCCCCUUCAGGCAUUUUAAGGAGGCUAGAUCUGAAAGAUUAUUUGUUCACUCCCGAGGUCAUCAUUCAAGAGGGGCAAAGGAAAUACAGGUUACAGUGCAGCCAUGCAGGCUGGUUCCAUUGUGAGUUUACACAGAUUGGUUUUAACAUGGAGGGGGAAGGAGAGGUGCUGUACAGCACCGUUCUUCAGGACAACGACUGUCCAGUCCCUGCCAACUAUUCCCAAGCAGGACCUGUGUAUGAUAUCAAAUGUGUUCAGGGUGAGCUGUCUCAACUCAGACUACCUCACUGUGAGACCUCCAUUGAGGAUGCCUGCCACUUCAUGUCAGUUAUACAUAAUUCUAAUAAGAUUGUUGAUAUUCUGAAGCCUCAAAAUAGCACAAGCACACAUGUCACAGUGAGCAUCAAAGGAACAUCCAAGUUUUUUAUUUCCAAAAAGGAAAACUGGUUUACGGGUCAUUGGACUAAGAUGCUCGGCCAAGUGAUGCUAUUCUACCUACAGCCAGCACAUAGGCUGCAUGUGUUUCUACAACCCCGCAGUGUGGACCCCAGAGAAGUGGAAAAAAGUCAUAAAGAUUACACAUUAAUCCAAACAGUUUGUGAAUGCAUGCUGAAAUAUGAAUGUGUGUACAGCAUGUCCUGUGAUCCUGUUGCGGAACAUGGACUUUCAGAGACGCCAAAGAUACAACCAGUGGACACAAAACUUCAUUGCACGAAGCAGUGGAAACAUUACUAUCCAACAUUUGAUAUAAAGUUGCCAGAUGGUGUGAUGGAUGUGGGUUUACACCUCAAUAAGGAAAACCCCAAGGAAGGAAAGGUUGAAGUUGUAUGGAGUCGUGACAUAACACUGACAGACUAUACAGCAGAAAACAGCAGACUGAGCCUAUGAACAGAUGAGCGGUGUAAGCACAUAACCUAAAAACAAUCUUAGAUUUACAUUUGAAUCAGCUAGUAGCCUGUUUUAGAAUUGUAGUGGAACAAAUUAUUAGCUUCUAUUUUCUCUCAGAAACAUUUUAAUAUAUUGUAUAAAUUAAAUGUGUUGUUGACUACAGGUGUAUCCUUUCUGAAAACAACAAAGCUGAGCUUAUCCAAAGAGUGAGAAAUGUUAAUGUCAUUUUAGAUCACCUUGAUGACAUUAAUGCAAAUGAACAGGUAAAUAAAAUCAGAGCAAUGGCAACAUCUCUGGAAAAAAAUGAGGGACAUCUUUGAGAUCAUAGAAGGACAAGGUCUUUCGUCAGAAUGGAAGUUUUUCAGCUUGCUUUAGAAGGCAGAACCAGCUCUUAUGAAAGAUAUGAUUACAGACAACAACUAAGGCCACUAAUGCAUGUGAGAUGAACAAUGGAAAAACUGAACAGAAUAAAAUGUUUUAACUUGUUAUUUUCAAACUCUUGCUAUAAUACUGUAUGUCAAAGCAUGUGAUAUUGACCAGUGUAUCUGACAGUCUUUUAAUAUUUUUUGAGCUGUACUGCUUCUGUUAUAGUGAAUGUGAAAAUGUGAAAAUGUUUUGCGAUUCAAUGGGUUUGUCCAAUUUACGAUCACCUGUAAGGUAAAUAAUAGAAGUAGAAGUGACAUUUAGAAUAUAAUAUCUUUUAUUUACUAUUUCACUUCAAUAUAAAGAGGUGCUGUACUGUAGAUUAUCUUCAAAUUAUAA